Molecule: messenger RNA, 1884 nt
Organism: Pseudophryne corroboree (corroboree frog)
Lineage: Eukaryota; Metazoa; Chordata; Amphibia; Anura; Myobatrachidae
Product: cytochrome P450 2G1-like
Exons: 10
Coding region: 1-1497 (498 amino acids)
Biological process (GO): xenobiotic metabolic process; epoxygenase P450 pathway
Cellular component (GO): cytoplasm; intracellular membrane-bounded organelle
Molecular function (GO): heme binding; oxidoreductase activity, acting on paired donors, with incorporation or reduction of molecular oxygen, reduced flavin or flavoprotein as one donor, and incorporation of one atom of oxygen; oxygen binding
Source: RefSeq, a predicted model, not a curated record
AUGUUUCUUAUCAUGGUGACAGGCUGGGAAAAGUUGUGCUCUAUGACAAUAGCGCUGGUUGUGCUCUUUCUGUCAGUUAUCCUAUUACGUCAAAAGAGAAAGGGUAAGCUUCCUCCUGGCCCAAGAGCUCUACCUGUGUUGGGCAACCUUCACCAGCUGGAUACCAAGGACUUGGUCAAGUCAUUAAAAAAGCUGAGUAACAUAUAUGGCCCAGUCUUCACUAUUCACCUAGGACCGCAGCCUAAUGUUGUCCUGUAUGGCUACAAGGCAGUAAAGGAAGCGUUGGUGGAACAAGCAGACAGUUUCAGUGGCAGAGGAGACUUCCCUGCAGUUCAUAGAUUCACACAAGGAAACGGAAUAGCAUUCUCCAAUGGGGAAAAGUGGAAGAUCCUCAGGCGGUUUGCCCUUGUUACACUUCGGAAUUUUGGUAUGGGUAAGAGGAGUGUUGAGGAGCGCAUUCAGGAGGAGGCUCAAUUCCUGUUGGAGGAAUUCAGGAACACUAACAAAAAACCCAUCGAUGUAACCUUCUUCUUCAGUCGUGCUGUCUCCAAUGUUAUCUGCUCCAUUGUUUUUGGGAAACGGUUUGAAUAUGGAGACAAGAAAUUCCUGACACUUCUUGAACUUAUCAAUGACAACUUCCAAAUAUUCAGUUCCGGCUGGGGAAAGUUUUACAACAUGUUCCCAGGGAUAAUGAAUCAUUUGCCAGGACCUCACAAUCGCAUUUUCAGGAAUUUUGAAAAGAUGAAAUCCUUUGUGUUGGAAAAUAUAAAAGAACAUGAGAAGACAUUUCAGGCCGACUGCCCACGGGACCUAAUAGAUUGCUUCCUUAACAAGAUGCAGAAGGAGCAAGGGAAUCCAGUGAGCAACUUCAACAUGGAAACUCUUGUGAUGACAACACUAAACUUGUUCUUUGGUGGAACAGAGACUGUGAGCACCACCCUGAGAUAUGGGAUCCUUAUCCUGAUGAAAUAUCCAGAUGUUACAGAAAAAGUUCACAAAGAGAUAGACAAAGUGGUUGGAAGAAACCGGUGCCCAACAGUGGAGGAUCGGAGCAAAAUGCCAUACACUGAUGCUGUGAUACAUGAGAUACAACGUUUCACCAGUAUAAUACCACUGAGUCUACCACAUUCUGUAGUAUGUGACACCCACUUUAGAGGAUACAUGCUGCCCAAGGGCACAAAUGUUAUCCCAGUGCUGACCUCUGUUCACGGUGACCCUGAGAAAUUCAAAGAGCCACAUACUUUCAACCCUGAAAAUUUCCUGGAUGAGCAGAAUCGGUUCAAGAAUAAUGAUGCUUUUAUGCCCUUUUCCACAGGUAAACGCAUCUGUCUGGGAGAGGGAUUGGCCCGCAUGGAGCUUUUUAUAUUUUUCACCACUUUACUGCAAAAUUUAAAAUUCAAGCCCACAGUGCAUCCUGAUCUGAUUGAUCUCACCCCUAAAUUCAGUGGUGUGGGCAACGUACCACCCACUUACCAGCUCACUGCUGUACUUCGCUAGUCUUUAUUCAACAGACCAUUUUGGGCAAUCAGUAACCAUCUUACCCAUAAUGAUAUAUAUUUUUUCUAUCUACUGUAAAUCAUCUGCACAAUACACAUACUUGUGUUUUACAUACUGGCUAUAGUGCUGAUUAUCUGUUCUUAUGUUUUGUGGAUGGACAAGCCAUAUUUAUCACUUCUCUUGCCAAGUGGUAUUCAAGUGUCAUUGAAUUAUAAGUCCCAGCAUACAGUAAAUGCUGCAUUUUUGCAUACUCUCCAGAUGUCCUGGAGACUCCCGAAUUUUAUAGCGCCUCCUAAUUGAGUAGCCAGGGCCCCCCGAAAGCUGACAAGUGCCCCGGUUCAGUGAGGGUGUGGCAAAAUCUUAGAGGUGUGGCUAUGCCACCUCCCA